AGCCGAAGAAGUUACAACAGCACUCGGCUACUGUUUACGUCUGGCUCCCCAAAUCAGCUGUCCAUCAUUGGGAUUUCCUGUCGCCAAGGCACAAGAAAGAAAAUCAGACUUACAAUUACGUCGAGUAAAAACUGCAAGCCAAGAUUGACUUGAAGUCCAUGUUACAAGGAUACUGUGGUAAUCAUGUUGUCACUUUUAAGCAUCCUCAUUGAUCCAAGGACGUUUUGGACCUUGGCAAUUCUGUUUGUGCUGUGGUUAUUUAAUAACUGGGUGUCGAGGAAGAAGUACAAGUUGCCCCCAGGGCCUACACCCUUCCCUCUGAUUGGAAAUUAUCUAGAUUUAAGGAAACACCCUUACACUUACCAGUUGUUGGCAGAGUGGUCCAAACAAUAUGGAGACAUCAUUUAUGUUGAGAUAGGUCCUAUGAAGUGUGUUGCAUUAAAUAGCUUCCCAGCCAUACAAGAAGCUUAUGUAAAACAGAAAGAUAUCUUUGCUGGGAGACCACAGGUGUACUCGGGUGAAGUGUUUUCUGAUGGUGGCAAGAAUAUUUUGUUUGGGCAACCAGGCCCAACUUGGAAUCUUCACCGUAAACUUGCGCUGAAAGCCAUCAAGAAUUAUGCCUCUGGUGAUAAACUGGAGGACCUUGUCCACACUGCUGUUGGGAGAAUUGACAGUGUGCUGGAAUCUGGUCCUAUGGACCCCACACAUAUGAUUGGGCUGGUGAUGUUCAACAUCAUUAAUGGGAUUGUUUUUGGAAAGAGUUACGAGUAUGACGACCCGGAAUUUAAGUAUCAGAUGCAGAUGAUAGAUGAACUGCUGAGUUUGAAUGUCAGUGGAGUUUGGUCCGACUACGUCCCGUUUCUCCAGUACCUGCCAGAUUUCUUCAGUUCUCCCCACACAAGAAAGUCAAUGAACUUGACCAGGAAGUGGAUGGGCUUUAAUUACACCCAGUUCAAGAAGCACCAGGAAGAGUUCAACCCUGACAAUGUGCGUGACUUGACGGAUGAGUUGCUUUUCACAAAGAAACAAGCAGAAGAUGAAGAGGACGAAAAGGUUCUUGGCUCACUGACAAAUAGCCACAUGGCCCAAACUGGACUAGAUGUUUACACAGCUGGUCUGGAGACCUCUAUGUACACCCUGUUAUGGACAUUUUUGUACAUGGCCACCAAACCUGAGUGCCAAGACAAGCUUCAAGAGGAAAUAGACAGAGUUGUUGGUAGAGACAGAAAACCCACGCUGCAGGAUGGCAAGAGUCUGCUGUACUGCGAGGCGGUAUUUGACGAGGUGCUCAGACUGGCCACAGUGGCUCCUCUUGGCUUGCCGCGAGUCACCACCAGUGAUACUGUGUUAAAUGGCUAUGAAAUUCCCAAAGGAAUGACAAUUAUCACCAAUCUCUGGGCCAUGCACCAUGAUCCCAAGUAUUGGGAGGAACCAAUGGAGUUUAAACCCGAACGCUGGCUGGACGAGGUCACGGGACAGCGUGUUGGCAGGACAAGGGACAGCUACAUGCCAUUCUCUUCAGGGCGUCGUUUCUGUGUUGGCAAGACCUUGGCGAGGCGGGAGAUCAACCUGACCAUAGCUACCUUCUUCCAGAAGUAUCGUGUUUCACCACCAGAGGGAGUUACUUUGGACAUGGCCGCCAAAGAACAACCGUUGACAUGUUUUCCAAAACCAUACAAGAUAGUCAUUCAAAAAAGAGGAUAAUUCUGACAUCCUUGAUCAAUCUGAUUAAAGUUAAUUGAUGAUGCGAAAAAAAUAAACACGAGACUAAAUUGGUUAGAAAUGAGGCAGCCCCCCACCUUUUUUUUUUUUUUGUGAAAUAAGAGGAUUAUAUUCAACUGAUAAAGGUGGAAAUAUAAGUGGAUUGUGUUUAACCAAUAGUUUUUUGGCAUGUUGUAUUAUAAUCAUGAUAAUGUUAAUCCAGCAACUAUUUGCUCACUAUUUUUGGUGAAUAUCUGAUCUUAUACACAUACCCUCACUUAUAGCUGUGCAUCUAAGGCACUUACAGGUAUAUUUUCUUGAUUGUUAAGGUUUCAGCUUUGAUUAAUAUGAAGUUUAUACAGUGUGUAGUAAUUCACUAUGUGGUAUGGGAAGACUUAAGACUUGGCAUUAAAAGAAAAGUCACAUGUGAGUUUGUGUCAAGCCCAGUUCAGUAGAUGGAUACAUCAAGAUAUAUGUACUUGCCACCCUAAUAUAUAUGUAAUAUAAAAUUAGAUUAAGGCAGAGAUUCUGUGCCUCUUGGAGUAGGCAGAGACAGCAUGUCGUGAAAAACUAGUGAUAAUAAUAGCUUCUUGCCAUAUAAAAUAUAUUUUUCUUUUACAUUUAACUUACUUUAAUAUUUACUUUUAAAGGGAACAAUUUUUUAAUGAACACAUUCUAAUGCUUUUAACUUUUAUUGUUUAAUACUCCAUUUUAAUUUUACUCUUGAGAUGGUAGAUUAAUCCAUUACGUUUUUCAUAUGUACAUUUGGAUUGGUUGAAUAAAUAUUAAUAUUUGAGAUUUUAA
This is a messenger RNA of Lingula anatina, 2505 nucleotides long. RefSeq names its product steroid 17-alpha-hydroxylase/17,20 lyase. The record is from RefSeq and is a predicted model, not a curated record. Gene Ontology annotation, molecular function: steroid 17-alpha-monooxygenase activity; iron ion binding; heme binding. Lineage: Eukaryota; Metazoa; Brachiopoda; Lingulata; Lingulida; Lingulidae. Gene Ontology annotation, biological process: progesterone metabolic process; hormone biosynthetic process.